This is a messenger RNA of Carlito syrichta (Philippine tarsier), 1349 nucleotides long. RefSeq names its product protease, serine 55 (gene PRSS55). NCBI's taxonomy places the organism in Eukaryota, Metazoa, Chordata, Mammalia, Primates, Tarsiidae. The annotation marks the transcript as partial. The record is from RefSeq and is a predicted model, not a curated record. Gene Ontology annotation, biological process: proteolysis. Gene Ontology annotation, molecular function: serine-type endopeptidase activity. The transcript is spliced from 7 exons.
GAUGUGGUGAGCAACCCGUUUUCCGGAGAAGAACGCAAUAUUCCAGAAUCAUAGGGGGCACGGAGGCUGGGGUGGGUGAGUUUCCAUGGCAGGUGAGUAUUCAGGCAAGCAAUGAACAUUUCUGCGGCGGCGCGAUUCUCAACAAGUGGUGGAUUCUCACAGCUGCUCACUGCUUAUACCAGGAGGAACUGUCCCCAGACGAUCUAAAUGUCGUGGUGGGGACCAACGACUUAACCAGCGAACCCAUGGAAAUAAAGGAGGUCAGCAAAAUAAUUUUCCACAAGGCAUUCAAGAGGGCCAACAUGGACAAUGACAUCGCCUUGCUGCUGUUGGCCUCACCCAUCGUGCUCAAUGACCUGGCGGUGCCCAUCUGCAUGCCCACGAAGCCCGGCCCCUCCACGUGGCACGAAUGCUGGGUGGCAGGGUGGGGCCAGACCAAUGCUGCGGACAAAACCUCUCUGAAAAGUGAUCUGAUGAAAGUGCCCAUAGUCAUCAUGGACUGGGAGGAAUGCUCAGCGGUGUUUCCAAAACUUACCAAAAACAUGCUGUGCGCUGGAUACAAGAACGAGAGCUAUGAUGCCUGCCAGGGGGACAGUGGAGGACCUCUUGUCUGCACCCCAAAGCCUGGUGAGAAGUGGUACCUGGUGGGCAUCAUCAGCUGGGGCAGGAGCUGUGGGCAGAAGGACACCCCAGGAAUAUACACCUUGGUGGCAAACUACGACAUCUGGAUCGAGAGGGUGACCCAGGUGGAGGGCCGUCCCUACGAGGCCGAGGCGAUGAGGACCCCUCCCAACCGGAAAUCGGCGGGCUCCCGGCUCUCGGAAGGGCCAGGCGGCCCUGGGUUCUGGCUCCUGGUCUGCCUCUGGCCCUACAUGUGCCCAGCGCACGCUCACCGGGGGCUGCUCCUGGACCACCAGACGGUGGCCAGGAGGCACGAAGACCGCCCUCUGACUUGGUGGAGCCAUGACGUCCCCAAGCUACACCCCGCAGCUCCCACAGUCACCUCUGCUAUCGGCAGCUUCACUGCUCCUGCCAUCCUUGCCAGCGCCUGUCAGCUUCCCAGAGUGGGCUGCCGAGUGUUACCGAAGCGGGCUGUUUCCUCAGCCUUCGUCGUGGACUCAUGCACGAGCCACUCGGAUGAGAGCGCGAGAGAGCCUGUCCACACGGGCGUCUACACAGGUCUGGUGAUGACAAUCCCAGCCCCACGGGCAGCCCCCUCCCCUGCGCCGGCACCCUUCCUCCCUCCCACCUUGGGCCCUGAGAACGAGGCCCCGGCAGAUGUCAGGCCCGGGAGUGGUUCCCACAGGAGGAGGAAGCGGGAGCUCACAAAAGGCCCGGCUGUUCCCUGA